This is a messenger RNA of Ophidiomyces ophidiicola, 1914 nucleotides long. RefSeq lists its product as uncharacterized. Lineage: Eukaryota; Fungi; Ascomycota; Eurotiomycetes; Onygenales; Onygenaceae. Gene Ontology annotation, molecular function: DNA-binding transcription factor activity. The record is from RefSeq and is a predicted model, not a curated record. Gene Ontology annotation, biological process: regulation of DNA-templated transcription. The transcript has 3 exons. The coding region runs from base 1 to 1914 and encodes 637 amino acids.
AUGGCGAAGUUCUCGCAUCCCACGUCCUUCGACUACUUCCAGCAAUCGCCCACCCUCGACGCCAAACCACUCUUCUCGCCCGACGACGACAUGAGCGUGCUUGACGACAAGAUCCUCGACUCCGCCAGCUCGCAAGACCUGCCGGCCCCGCGCCGGCCUUCGUUUGACCACCACCCCAGCCCCGACGCCGCUGCCUCUCUCUCCGACACGCCCUCGCGACAUCCCUCGCAGCUCUCCACGCCGCUUUUUGAGUCGAUGCCCGCCCCGUUUGUGCGCGCCUCGCAGCCCUGGGGCCUCCCCUCCGACUCCGGCUCCUGCACCCCAACCCCCAUCUACGAGCACUUCCCCCACGACUUCGAUGCCGCCGCUGCUGCCGCUGCUGCUGCGUCCCACCAUCCCUUCGCCGGCGGCCCGCUCCAGCCCGCCGUCUAUCCCGCCAUGCCCUACCGCCCCGGCUCGACAUAUGCCCAGCCACAUGCCCUGCCCAUGUCGCCGCAGUCCAGCCACGGCUGGGUCGCUGCCGCCGCCGCCCCCGAGCCCGCCGAGAUCCAAACCAAGCCCGCCCGCAAGAACUCCUCCGCCGGCCCGCCCUACCGCGCCGCCAACCUCCACAUCCGCCGCGACGGCAUCCGGAAGAAGAAUGCCCGCUUCGACAUCCCCGCCGAACGCACGUUGAGUAAUAUCGACCUGCUGAUCAGCCGCUCCACCGACGAGGACGAGAUCAAGGAACUCAAGCAGCAGAAACGCUUGCUGAGGAACCGACAGGCGGCACUUGACUCGCGCCAACGAAAGAAGGUGCACACCGAGCAGCUGGAGGAGGACAAGAGACGGUCGACCUCCCUGAUCACCGAGCUCCAGGAUGCCGUCCGGGAGCUGAAGCUACGGGAAGCCGAGCUUCUGCAGGAAAAGACCGAACUGUUCGAGAGCCAGCAGCAACUGCGACAGUACGUUGAUCGCCUCCACAGCGAGAAAGAGGAGUUGAUUCGAUCGCACACCCUGGAGACAGGCGAACUGCGAAAGAAGAACACCAUCCUGCGAGAGCACAUAGAGAAGCUGGAGCAGGCGUCCACGUCAGGCGCGCUCUUCCGCAACGACUUCUCGGAUUACGACAGUCUGACCGUCGACGGCACCGGUUGGGAUGACUUCUCCAUGGGCCAUGAGUUCUCGCUCGACAGUGACCCGCGGUUAUCCAUUCGCAACCCGACACCGGUGCCCGAGAAACCGCUCACUACCGUCCUCAGCAAAACGGACAAUGUUGUCGAGAAGCUCUCGUCGCAAACAGAAUUCCCGUUCAGCUGGAAUGCGUUCUACAUGUGUCUUCUGUUUGGCGCCUUCGUCGCCUCCAACGGCUCGUCCAUGACCGCCACCGCCAUCCCUCCCCUCUCUGAAGAAUACCGUGCCGAAUCCGCCAACGUGCUCAAGGCCGUCCUGGCGUCGGCAAGCCCCGUCCAGCCCACCCACUCCUUCAGCCUUGCCACCCUCGCCGGUCCCUCGGCCACUACCACCACCUCCGCUCUCCCGGCCACCAUCUCGCGAGCCGAGAUGGCGCAGAUCUCCUCCGGCCAAGACACCACCAUGACCAACCUCGACGACCUGCAUCGCAGCCUCGUCGUGCCCACCAAGGAGCAGGAGGCCCAGCAGGCCUUCGCCAUGACGGCCGAGCGGUACAAUUCCCUCACCACGCUCGACGACGACGAGGGCGAUAUCACCCCGCAGCCGUCCAAUCUCCAGCAGGCGUAUGCGCUGCGCAACAGCGCCCUGGGCAUGAAGAGCACUGCGGACGUCUAUUCACGUUCCCUGCUGUGGGACCGCGUGCCGGACAAGGUCGUGCGGGAUUUCAGACGGCUGGUAAAAGACUGCGGCAUAAGCGUCGAUAAACAUGAAGAACCGGGCGGUGCAAUGUGCACGGUCUAG